AAUAGUUAAUUAGGUACACACACUGACGUCAAGGUACUACUACUUGUGAGAGAAUAGUUAAUUAGGUACACACACUGACGUCAAGGUACUACUACUUGUGAGAGAAUAGUUAAUUAGGUACACACACUGACGUCAAGGUACUACUACUUGUGAGAGAAUAGUUAAUUAGGUACACACACUGACGUCAAGGUACUACUACUUGUGAGAGAAUAGUUAAUUAGGUACACACACUGACGUCAAGGUACUACUACUUGUGAGAGAAUAGUUAAUUAGGUACACACACUACUGUUGUCAAAAUACUACUGCUGGUGAGAGAUUUGAGAGAAUAGUUAAGAUAUACCUGUGUACUUUUGUAACAUUGCUGUUUUGACCUUAUGGCCUGAUAUUAUUUUUAGGCUUUGAUCCCAAGAACAGAAAGUGAUUAUUCACUCAGAUUUUUUGAAUUUACUUGGCUAUUCUCAUUUUCUUUUAUUGAGAACAGCCAAAUCAUUAAAUAAUAAAUAGGCUACUUUAGUGGCAGGUCUUUAUCUGCAGAAGAGUAACAUUAUUGCAUUUACACAAUGGCUUGUGCUUGUGGUGAUAGCUGCAUGUGGGUUUAUUUCAUUGUUUCUUCCAAUUUGAUGUGGCAUGUCUCUUCAAUGUGUGAGGAAUGUAUUUUAUAGUUUGACAAAACACUAAGGCUGAACUUUUAAUCAGCAUCUGAGUUACAAGAGAGAGAGAAAAAAUGCAGCAUCUGCUCAACCAGCAAAAAGUAGUUAGACAACAUUAGUGUCAUGCUCUGAGCCCUAAUCAAGUACAUUAGCAAUAGGAGCUUAUAUAUAAAGACAACUGAACAAUAUGUACAGAAAUUGUAUAACAAGUGAAAGCUGCAGGUGAUAUGGAACAAUAGCUGUACUAAAAUUUCUAGCCUGAAAGUGCAGAUGUCCCUUGAACAAGAGUGUUUCAAGGGCACGUGACAGAUUGUUGACUGCUGGUGUAUCACAUAAGGGAGGAAGUUUCAACUAGUUGAUAGUGAAUGGGCAAAUGUGUUUACCAAACGUUUUCAUCACAUGCAUGAAAAUGUUUCAUUAAGUUACUGAUGUAUACAAUUAAGAACAUAUAAUAUUGAAUGUGUUAAUGUGGCAUUAUAAAUAAAUGUUUGGUUUCUAUACUGGUGACCACCUUGACCCAACCCUGAAAGGUUCUGGCUGUGCUGGGUGUGGUUAUUGUGUAACUAAAAGGUUAAGCAGAAAAAAUGGGUCAAGUUAACUGUAUAUGUGUGUGUGUUGGGGAGAAGGGGAGGGGACGAUGGGCGGGCGUUUGUGCGGGGAGAGAUGGCAUUGUGUAUUCACGUGUGCGGUGCUGGCGUCUGUCCCCGUUUGUGGCCAUGCAUUGACACACUUUAUAAUCAGCUCCACUUGGACAGAUGCCAAGCCCGUGCCAGCUGCAGGGUAUGUGGGUCAGUAGUGGCUGCGGCUCUUUGGCCACACACCAGCACUCGGCCUCUUGUGUCGCCACACACCGCACUUUUCCUCUUGUUUAUUCUCUUGCUAAAUCUUCACAGCUAGGUUUAGCAAGUAGUGCACCACCUUGCCAGCCAGCUCUUUGUGUGACAGAAAGCCUUUGUGUUGGGCGGACAUCACAGAUGCUACUUUGAUCACCUUGUCAUGGCUUGGCUCCAUACUGUGUCGUCUGCUGAGUGUCGGGCAGUCUCAGCGUGGUGGUGGUGGGUGGGCAACAAAUGCCUUGGAUGAACUGGGAUGAUGAUGGUAGAGACCGCUGAUGGACUCCUUAACAACCUGCAGGACAAGUGUGUCUUAUUGUAAGCAGGUUAGCGGCUCUUGGGUAGAAAAGCUGCGUGGCUUGCGGGCUUGGGAGGUCGGCGUUAUAAGAGGUCAACAACAACAAAAGGCAGGCGCUAUGGCGGCUUGUGAAGGAAAUGGAGACACAGUGUCAGCUGGCUAUAGGAUAGUUUGUAGGAUGGCGACUGAAGGCUGCCGACAGACACCUGCAAUGGCGCCUGCAGUGCUGUGGCCUCACCACUCCCCACACUGCGCUGGAAUGAUGAGCUUCUCUCGGCUUUGUGCCAACACCCGCUAUCCUCAGACAAGGUGAGAGAGUUUUCCAUUUCUUACAUUUGCUGUUUACUUCAACUCACAUUUGUCAUUUGUCAACCUUAUCUUGUUUUAUUCCCGCAUCCUUUAAUUAUGUUCUUGUGUCCCGUUCGUGGCAAUUUGACUUUCUGACGGCUAUCUUCUUGUUCGUAUUUUGUCUGACAAAGCUGAAUGAUCUGACCUGCUCUACAGUAUAACCACAGUUGUACAGUAUGUAGCCACUACAAUGAUCUGAUCUGUUUACAGUAUUUAGCCACUGUUGUACAGUAUAUAGCCACCACAAUGUGACCUGUUGUACAGUACGUAGCCACUACAAUGAUCUGAUCUGUUUACAGUAUUUAGCCACUGUUGUACAGUAUAUAGCUACUACAAUAUGAUCUGUCAUACAGUUUAGCCACUACAAUGUGACCUGUUGUGCAGUAUAUAGCUACUACAAUGAUCUGACCCAUUUACAGCAUAUAGCUACUACAAUGAUCUGACCCAUUUACAGUAUAUAGCUACUACAAUGAUCUGAUCUGUUUACAGUAUAUAGCCACCACAAUGACCUGACCCAUUUACAGUAUAUAGCCACCACAAUGAUCUGACCUUUGUGCAGUAUAUAGCUACUACAAUGAUCUGACUUUUGUGCAGUAUAUAGCCACCACAAUGAUCUGAUCCAUUUACAGUAUAUAGCCACCACAAUUAUCUGACCCAUUUUACAGUAUAUAGCCACCACAAUGACCUGACCCAUUUUACAGUAUAUUUUACACCAUACAAUGAUCUGACUUUUGUGCAGUAUAAAGCCACCACAAUGAUCUGACCUUUGUGCAGUAUAUAGCCACCACAAUGAUCUGACCCAGUUACUGUAUAUAGCUACUACAAUGAUCUGACUUUUGUGCAGUAUAUAGCCACCACAAUGAUCUGAUCCAUUUACAGUAUAUAGCCACCACAAUGAUCUGACCCAUUUUACAGUAUAUAGCCACCACAAUGAUCUGAUCCAUUUACAGUAUAUAGCCACCACAAUGAUCUGACCCAUUUUACAGUAUAUAGCCACCACAAUGACCUGACCCAUUUUACAGUAUAUUUUACACCAUACAAUGAUCUGACUUUUGUGCAGUAUAAAGCCACCACAAUGAUCUGACCCAGUUACAGUAUAUAGCCACCACAAUGAUCUGACCUUUGUGCAGUAUAUAGCCACCACAAUGAUCUGACCCAGUUACUGUAUAUAGCUACUACAAUGAUCUGACUUUUGUGCAGUAUAUAGCCACCACAAUGAUCUGACCCAUUUACAGUAUAUAGCUACUGCAAUGAUGUGACCUUUGUGCAGUAUGUGGCCACCACAAUGAUGUGACCUUUGUGCAGUAUAAAGCCACCAUAUAAUUAUUGUUUAAGGACUACUUGUGCAUUGUUAAACAGACGUUGGUUGUUUCUUGGUUUUAUCUCCACUACCACGAUUAAUGACUGAGGCUGCUACAGGUGGAAGGAUAGACUGGAUGGUAGACUGUGUUGCUGACCGACAUGUCUGUGCUGACUUGUGCUGUCUGUAGGCUGACUGCUCACUGGGCUGUGUCUUGUGGAGCACACAGAGGACAAAUGUUGCUGAGCUAGGUCGAGACCUAUUUAUAGAUGACCUUCUUUCUGAUGUGUGCCAAAGGUUGCUUGGGGUGGGGGGUGGUACCCCCGAGUGGCACGUAACAGUUGCCGCUGCCAUCUACUGUACACUUUCUGCUGAAACCCUCGUGGAAAGUGCAGGCGCACGAGUGUGAAAUAUUUAUCUUGGGCAAACUUGCCUCUCGUCUCUGUGCGCCGGUCACCAGGACGGUAAUCCAUAUGCUGACGUCAUACGGCAUCCAGCCAGUGGGCGGAUGGGAGAGCAAAGGUCAACGCCAUGAGGUCAUGUUUCUCAAAUGCGAUUGGUCGGAAAUAGGUUAGUGGUGUGCGGUGAUAGAAAGUCGGUCAGUACUCACACCACCACCACGGCCCACACGGUCCCUGUGCACUCUGUAUCUCCGCCCUCUGCUCUCAUGGCUGACAGUUCUAUUCUGCUCUCGUGAUCGAGAAGAGCUUGUAAAAUCCUCAGGUCGUGAACAGAGCAGCCUGAAUGGCCGCCAGAUCCCAAACCAAAUGACACUACAAGCUUUUUCUGUUGAAAUAAUUAUAUUCAGAAAAACUACAGAAAUAUGCGACAGGUACACUUGCACAAACAGAAGAAUGAAACACCGCGCGGUGAAAUGAUAUGAGGGUGCCACCAUCUUUAGUUCACCUUUGUGCAGUUGACGUUUUGCUAAUACAAGGCGGCUGGACUGCGUGACACGGAGCUACGAGACAGCUGACAAUGGUGUUUACCUAAGGUGACCAGACGUCCCGCUUUUGACCUCGUGUGCCGCCUGCUAAUCGGGCGGGACGCCCAAUGUCCCGCUUUCUGUCUUUCUGGCAAGUCCAUCAAAUGUCCCGGUUGUCUUUAAAAAUCACUUUUUUCGGCGUUUUUUGACGGUGACGACACCAUCAUCGGCGCGCGUCCCGCUUUCGCCCCAGAAAUGUGUGGUCACCUUAGUUUACCUCACAUAAACAUGUUUGCUGAUGACCUGCUUUGUUGUUGUCGCCUCACCUGGCACGGUCAUGAAAGGUAUGAAGUGCAAGAGCGCGGAGCAAAGUUCACUGGCACUUGACACCUGGGUGCGUACAUCAUGGUUACUGCAAUUUCACUUUUGUGAACUCGGAGUUCAAAUAAUCAAAUAAUACUCGGCUGAUGGCUCUAUCAUCCAGUGUGUAACAUUCAGAACGUUCAGCAGACGACGAUCAUUCGGCUGUCAAGAGAUGUUCUUUAGCACAGCUGCCAGUCACUCAGGCAUUGGGGAGGGAGUGUUGUUAGGUCUGGGUAAUCCCCUGCUGGACAUUACUAUCUAUACUGACACCAUCUUCCUGCAGCGUUACAAUCUUAAGCCAAAUAAUGCUAUUCUGGCAACUUGUGAGCAUCAGGCAAUGUUUCAUGACAUGGUGCAGAACUACAACCCUACCUACAUUGCUGGGGGGGCCACUCAGAACAGCAUAAGGGUUGCACAGUGGCUGCUUCAGCGACGUCAUAGUACCACAUUCUUUGGUGGUGUUGGGGAUGAUUAUUUCCGCCACAUUCUAGAAGAGAAGGCUGCUGAAGUAGGUGUGAAGGUCUGCUACCAAGUGCACAAAGACAGGAGGACUGGCAUCUGUGGUGCCAUCAUCACAGGUGAAGACCGCUCACUGGUCACAGAGCUGGGGGCAGCAGAGCUUUUUACAGAAGAAUUUCUGCACCAAGAAGACAACUGGAGCUAUGUGGAGAAGGCCCGUGUCUGCUAUGUUGGAGGCUUUGUGUUGCCAGUUAGCCCCAAAGCCGUUCUUAGCAUUGCCCGUCAUUGUUCUCUGCGGCAGAAGAUGCUGGUCAUGAACCUGCAUGCCACCUUCCUUGCCAAACAUUUCGCUGACCCAUCUUUGGGCAUCAUGCAGUAUGUGGACAUUCUGUUUGGCAAUGGUGAUGAAGCUGCAGAGUUCUCCAGCAGGGCGGGGUUUAACACCACUGACAUCAAAGAGAUAGCAUUGAAGACUGCUGCUCUUCCAAAAGCCAAUGCCUCCAAGCCAAGAAUUGUGGUUUUCACCCAGGGAAAAGAUUCAACAAUUGUGGCCUUUGGAAGGACUUUAAGAGAAGUACCUGUUACUCCAAUUGAUCAUGAGCUCAUUAAAGAUACCAAUGGAUGUGGUGAUGCUUUUGUAGGGGGAUUUCUUUCACAGCUAGUUCAGCAGCGGCCAUUGGAGGAAUGCCUGCAGUGUGGGUCUUAUGCUGCCAGGGUUGUUUUACAGAACUAUGGCUGCACAUUUCCUCCUGUCCCUGACUAUCCUUAGUAAGUUCGCCUGAAGCAAGACUGUUGUGGAAUACACCUUUCCUGUGAAAGAGACCCUUACCCAUCUGAUCUAUUUGUUUGCCAAACAGCCUGGACAUUUUAGUUGAAAGGCUGAUUAGAAUGUAGUUUUUUUUCCCUUACAAAUGAUUGUGCUUAUUACAAAAUAUAAUUUAAUUAUGAGUGAAUGACUGCCUUCAUUUUGCAAGAAAUAAACCUUCAUAGAGUGAUUAGUUUAAUGUGUGCUGGCAACGCUUGCAGCAACUGUAGCCUUGACAAAGUCUAUGUGCUUCCUUGAUUUCAUGGUUUUGUAGCCUUGACGUUUAGCGUCUGUGAACAUCAGGGUUAGUGUCCAGGCUCUUAUUGUGAGUACUUAUCUUAGAAAGCAAGCAGAAUCUUGUCAUCAGAAGGAGACUAAUUGCUCAGUCUUUAGGAAUUACUUUUAAUGAACUAUUUUCAUAGUGUAAAAAAAGAACUUUAAUUUGCUGUUAUAUUAUCUAUUAGUGUUUUAAAGUAGAAGAUUUCUUGUGUGUUGUUUCAUUGAAAUACUUCCCAUCCCCCAGCUGCCCCACAAACAUACACACAGAUAGGAAUUAGUGAUUUGAAAUUAGCUAGAAAGUCCUGGAAACUACCAUGCAAUUUGCUACAUUAUUUUUAUUGAGAACUUUUUAUAUAAUUUUUAAAAAAUUUAACAGUCUAUAGACUGUAGUUCAUUUCAAUUAUUUUAAAUAUUUUCUUUUAUACAAUGAAUAUUGCUUAUUAGAUAUAGCUGGAAAACUAUAGCUUGUUGAACUGUCAAAUGGUAAACAAGUAGCUUGAACAACAGCAUUAAUGGUGGCAGUGUGACCUGUAGCACAAUGAGCUGUAUAAAGACCAUCAGUAAGAUGAAAUAUAAAACAGUGACAUUUGGUGAAAUAAAUAAGAACUGUAGCAUGGCAAACUGUGUUACAGGAUUAGUGUGAUGAUGAGCUAUAACAGUUUGUUACAAUUUGAGUUCUUAGUAUUUCUCCAGCAGAAGCUCAUCUGUUACCCCCUCGCAAGUUAAAUGUCUCCUGGUGAUUUGGUACUAAAGAUUGUUACUUUAUCGUAAUUAGCACCUGUUUCCUGAGAACCCUUCACAGUUUGUGUGAAAAGCCUCAUAAGUGCUUAAAGCAGUAGUGUUGAAAUAUUGUGUCAUGCACGCUCCCAGUUUGUUACCAGUGGGAUGCGGUGUACUUCCUAUUGACCCAUCUGUUGAAUGGUAUUGACUCUGUCGAGGGUGAGGGAAGGGAAGGCAGCAAGGUAGAGAGUUUGGCACAACCCUCACAAAAGCUUGUCCUAGGGAACACCUUACUUACAGCUGUAAGUUACCAGACUACCUUUACAUCUUUUGCACAGUUUGUGACUCUUCAUGUAUGACAUGUACCUGUGAACACUGGUAUGUUAAGGUGUGUGUCAGAGUAUCCAGCUACUGCUGGAGACAGUUUUUAUUAUGAGAUAUUCUGGUGGAUCAUUUAGUCUUAAUAAGUGCAUCAUUAACAAGAAAUGCAGUUACUGUUUAUAAAGUGUUUGUUCAUUCUUUUCCCUUGUGACAUGAUAUGUGGUGACCAAAAAUGGCAUUGUGAAUAGUCAUAUGGUCCUGUGAACACUUGUUGGCAGGUGUUAAGGUCUUGAGGUGGUCCUUGCUUUCAUCCUAUCAGUUUCUCUGUAUGUGCCAUCAUGUAGAGCCUCUGUGGAUCAUGUAUUGUGUGGUUGUUCUAGAGCAUUAGUUAAAAAAAAGGGCAACACAUUUGGUCCUUGCUCUAAAUAGAAGAAAGACACUUUAUCAGCAGUAAAGGUGUUACACUGCUGUUUUAGAGAUGUUGGGACUGGUUGUUGUCAGAAACUUAGAUUUCUGGUUUAUCAAAAGAGUAAAACCUAGCAGUAGUGGUACCAACAAGGAUUCUGUAAAAUUUGUCUACAAACAUUUGUACAGGCAGUGGCAGCAGUUGUCCAUUGAAGACAUUAGAGAGCUGAGGGCAUGCUAAGAUACUAUGGGUGACACUAGAGAGGUGGGGGCACAUUAAGGGACCAUGGAGGACACUGGUAGAUGGGGCAUAUGGAGGGACUACAGAUGACACUAGGGAGGGUUGGGGCACCUUGAAGGAUUAGGGAGGUGGCACACAUUGAGGGACUGUGGAAGACACUAAGAAAAUAGGGGUGCAUACAUUGAGAGACUAUUGUGUGUGGGAGGUUGGUUACACGGAGCAAGGCAGCUAGCCCUGUAAACAGAUGAAACAUGCAGAGAAAGAACAUGCCUGAGAUGAGAACUGAAUCCAGGACAGCCAGCCCUAACUGUAUUGGAGGGACUGUUGGGAACACUAAGGAGGGGGAAUCAUUUAGUGGAAAGCAUCCACUACUAGCCAUCUACAAAUUUCUGGCUGAAGCCUGAAGUAAUAGGAAUAUAUUUUCAUGAGUGUAGACGAGAACAGUUGACGUUCGCUGAAUGCCAUUUUCUAUUCUCUAUUUUCAUAUUGUUAGAAAACAGUCGGUUAGCCAGCCAUGAUAUCCAAUUUGCUGGCUCAGUGUUAGCUUAGUGUUUUCACUAACAAAUUCACCAUGUAGUUUUCCUAGAUACAUGUUCCAUUCUAUGGAAAAAUAUUGAAAUGAUCAUGGGUUGUGGUUAGUGCAUGUUUGAAUCUUGACUUUUAGAUGAAAAGAAAAGGAAAUAUGUGCUGUUUGUAGGAAAAGAUAAAGUGACAGAAUGUGUUUGCUGAACUGUGAUAUAUUAAAAACCUGUUACCGCGUUUUGCCCUGUUAUAUUAUUAUUAUUUUUUCAUAUUCAGCAUUCUUCAGCUUUUCGCUCUCUCAAAAGAUUGGCAGUGAUCAUUUGAAUGUUGUUUUAUAUUCUUCAUUCUUCAAGCUACCUGCAAUAAAUGUGCUUUUAGGCAGUCUAUGUAACUUGCAAUGGAUAUUGCACUUUCUGUGAUCACUGUAUACUUCAUGACUGGUGUUUUGUAUUAAUAUUUAAAUCAGUCUGAGUAAAAACAUUCAUCAACAGAUACUGCUUUUGAAAGUCCAAAUGGGAUAGGGGAGGUUCAGAAUGAUCAUUGCAAAGUCAGAGAGUUGUGUUUUAGAUAACAGAUCAUAAAUGCUGGUUGUUCUUGGUCUCAACAGGUAAAGUGUUUCAGACAAAAGACCAUUACACUAGUUGGUGUAGAUAGAUCAGAUGCUUCUUGUUCUUCUGCACUUUAAGAUUCUGCUGCAGAUGCCAGAUGGGUCAGGGAGAGAUAGUAGCCAUUAUCAGCACAAUAUUGCUUGAUGUUGAUAUAUUUCAUUUUACAAGAGCUCUUCAUCAUCAUGAUUAGUAUUAUUUCAGUCUGGACUAUCAAAUGUUAUGUGAUAGGCAACAUCAGUUACUGAAACCAACCUUAACUGCUGCAUUUUUGAAAAGAGAGUGUUUUAUUAUACUUUUUUAUGUGCUCCCUGACUCUAGUCAGAUAAGGGGGAUGUUAAGACAUGCAUACUUGGCUGCUAUUGUUUUAUUGAAAGAUCCAUAUGUUUGUGUGUGCAUGCAUGCGCAUGUUCAUCAGAGCUAAACCCAUUUGCUUUAAUUUUGAUUGAGCCGACUCCAAACAGUAAAAGCUGUGUCUAGUGUAAAUAUCAAAUAUUUUUGAUUUUUUUUUUUUUUUUUCUCUGACAAAUGUUAUAUGAUUGGUUUUGGCUGUGUUCCUCAUCACAAACAUUGGUAGUGAACAUUAUCAUUGAUUUUCACUCAUCUUACUCAUUAAGAUUUUGGCAGAGACUUGGGUGCACCUGCUGACCUCACCUGGCCCAGGUGCAUGUAGGUGAGGAAGAGGGUUACUGUCAGACUUUGGCAAAAGUCAAAGGUGGAUGAAUAUCCCGGUUGUUUUGUAUAUACAAAUAUAUAUCCCUCUAUUCUGGGAGUUUUCUGUUUUAUUAGUUAUUUGGGGUGAAUCCAUCUUGUUGAGACUGUCAGUUUGAUCGUGUAUUUGAGUGCUGCAGAUGAUAUUUUGCUUGAUCAGUUGAUAAGGCGCUCCCAUCAUUUCUGUCUUAUAAAGAAAGAAUUCUUUAUGAAGGAAUGCCCGUCAGUGAUUUUAAAAGAGGAAUGGAUGUUCAUUGAAACAGUACUUAUUCCAAGCUCAUUUGUGCAAGUGUAUUGCCCAAAACUUGCAAUGGAAUCAUAUUUCUAAAAGAUGUGGAAUAAGUACUAUUUUAAAGAAAAGAUUUUAUGAUAAAUUAUCUGGAUUAUUUUUCUAAAUUCUACCUUCUGUUGGUUGUAGUAGUUCUAAAAGUGUUUUUAGAUGUGUGCUUUUUUUUUCUCAAUGCAAUUGUUGCAUUGCAGUAACAGUUGUAUAGGAUAGUUACAUUGUUGAUGUUAAGCUUGCCUAGACUGCCAGCGUUCCUGUUUUGAUGUUGCUGGCUGUUUAGAAUGUAGCAUGGGUGAGCAUUAAUGUUUUGACUGCAAUGGAUGAAUUCAGUUCAGUUUGUAGAUAACUAGGCAGACAAAGUAAAGGAUAACCUACAGACGGACAGUGGUCUGUCUUGAGCCUUAGAGCGAUUGGUUACAUGCUGCCCUGACAGAGCAGUUACAUGCUAGCCAAAGCUGUAAAUCCUGUUUGCCGGCCCAUGCUUACUUGUGACUGUGUAAAAUGUUGCUAAAGUCAUACACCUGUGUAAGCAACCAUCAGAUACUUACCUUUGAACAUUUUUAAAGUUAACAUUUUUUUUUAUCUCUACUUAGUGCAUGGAAACUGAAUUAUGACUAUAUUUGAUGGCAGGAUUUUCAUGAGCAAGACAGUAUGUAUGCUGGCAGAUUUGAUGGCUGCUACAUUUUAUGGGAUUGUGAGAUAAAUCAGCUGUAGUGAAGUAUGUGCUGACUUGUUGUCAUGUUAUAGUGUACAACAUUUAGUACUUACUUAUGAUAUUUGAAGUAUGACCAUAUCAAAUGUCAUGCUCACUUAAAAACUGCCAUCUUAAAAAGGGUGAAAGAAUUGCAUCUACUUGUUGCUGUUACAGUGUGUUAAUGCUUUAAUUUUAAUCUAGAAGUAUUUAUUUCGUGUGUUUAAACUCUGUAAAUAAAAUCAUGCUCACAAUGGGCACAAAAUUGAAAGAA
This is a messenger RNA of Pomacea canaliculata, 11036 nucleotides long. RefSeq names its product adenosine kinase-like. Gene Ontology annotation, molecular function: RNA binding; structural constituent of ribosome; adenosine kinase activity. The record is from RefSeq and is a predicted model, not a curated record. Gene Ontology annotation, cellular component: ribosome; mitochondrion; cytosol. Gene Ontology annotation, biological process: purine ribonucleoside salvage; translation. The coding region runs from base 4890 to 5945 and encodes 351 amino acids. The transcript has 2 exons. Lineage: Eukaryota; Metazoa; Mollusca; Gastropoda; Architaenioglossa; Ampullariidae.